Molecule: messenger RNA, 1431 nt
Organism: Bathycoccus prasinos
Lineage: Eukaryota; Viridiplantae; Chlorophyta; Mamiellophyceae; Mamiellales; Bathycoccaceae
Exons: 1
Coding region: 1-1431 (476 amino acids)
Biological process (GO): RNA processing
Cellular component (GO): nucleus
Molecular function (GO): mRNA binding
Source: RefSeq, a predicted model, not a curated record
AUGUCAGAUAAAAACGACGACGAGGAAGCUUUUGGAGCUGCUGCUGUCGACGACGACGCGCAAAAAGAAGAACAACAAAAGGAAGAGGAAGAGAGAUGGCCGAGCGACCGAAAACAAUUUCGGAAGGAUUUCGUCCCGUUCGACGAAAAAUUGGAGAGGAAAUUACUCCGGCAAUUGGAGUUUUACUUUUCGGAUUCAAACUUACCCAGGGAUAAGUUUUUACGCGAGACAGUGGAACGAGACCCGGACGCGUACGUGGAUUUGAAAUUGAUUUUGAAAUUUCAACGCAUGCGCGAUAUUUUGAACGAUUCCGGCGGCUCGAAUAACCCCGAGGUUGUCGAGGCCGUGGCGAAACUGUUGAAGGAGAAAUCGGUGAGUUUGCAAGUCGCCGAGGAGACGAGUCCGGAUCCGAGAGUGAGAAGGAAGGAGGAUUUAAGGCCGAAAGAGGAAAUCGAUCGAGAUGUGGAGAAGAGGUCGUUGUAUGCGAACCCUUUUCCGAUGACGGCGACGAUUGAGUCGUUGACGGAUUUCUUCGAGAAGGAGUGCGACGAGAGAGUGUUGUCGGUGAGAUUACGAAGACACAUCGCGUCGAAAGAUUUCAAAGGGAGCAUUUUCGUCGAGUUUUCAUCGGAGGAGAGCGCGAAAAAGGUGUCUGGAAUGUCCAACACGUUGGUGUACGAAGGCGCGGAGUUGACGUUGAUGUUUAAGAAGGAGUAUUUGGAGAAGAAGAAGGAGGAGAAGGCGUUGAAGGCGGAACAGAAAGCGAAGGAGGAGGCGGACAGAGCGGCCAAUCCGGAGAAGUACGCAAAGUUGGACGAGGAGAGGAAAAGAGCGGAAAGGGAAGUCGUGAUGGGCGAUCGUCGUCACGAUAACUAUAAUCACAACAACGGUAGCAAACGUAGCAGAGACGACGAUGACGACAGAGGAGGAGGACGACGAGAGAACAAAGAAAACAACGGCGAGCCGCGCGAAGAGAAAGAGGUUGUGUACACGCCCGGGAUGAUUGCGAGAAUCACUUUGGGCGAAAAAGCAAACAUGGAGUGGAACGAUUUCGUCAAGUUUCGCGAGGGCAUUAAAAGUGCGUUUGAAUCGUACGGUAAAAUCAAGUUUGUCGAUUUCAAACAAGGCGAAAAGUCUGGUUUUUUGAGAUUCGAAGACGAAAAAGUAGCGGCGAAAAUCAUCGAAUCCAUACAAGGCGGCAACGCGAUUGAAGUGGAAGGCGACGCGUGCGCGAUCGAGCUCGUUGGGGGCGACGAGGAGAAGUCGUACUGGGAAGCCAUCGACAGACGCGCGAGAGAUCGCGAUCGACAAGACCGUAACGGGAACAAAAGAGAUCAUCGAGGCGGCGGCCGAGGCGGCGGCCGAGGAAGAGGUAACCGCGGACGAGGCGGCGGUGGUGGUGGCGGUAACAAGCGUCACAAGAGCGAUUAA